AUGAAGUACCUUGGCUUACUGUGUGCAGUUAUCCUUGCAUGCUUGGCAUGUUGUAAAGCUGCUGUUGUUCAGAUUACAGACGAAAAUUUCACAGAUCUCGUUGGCAAAGACGAUGAAUGGCUGAUUGAUUUCUAUGCUGACUGGUGUGGCUAUUGUAAGCGUUUGGAACCUAAAUACCAAGCUGCAGAGCGCAUGCUCUCCAAGAGUAGCCAUUCUCAUGUCAAGGUCGGUGCUAUUAAUGUGGAAACAAAUCCUGGUUUGGCUGCGCGAUUCUUUGUUUCGCGUUUACCUACGAUUGUUCACAUUAAAAAUCAUGAAGUACGUAGCCUCAAGCCUACUCAAAGAGAAAACGACAUCAUCUCAUUUGUCACUAUGGAGGAAUGGCGUGAUGUGGAGCCCAAGUCUGGUUUGAUUUCUCCCUUUAGUUUAUUCGGAAAAAUGGUGGGAUAUACCGGCAAGGUCGUGAAAAAGUUAUCGGCUUAUUCACCAUGGACACUGAUUGGCGUGCUUACUGGAUUCUUGAUCUUUGCCAUAAGUUUGCCCGUCAUGUUGAGUAGUAGAGGAUCUGAAGAAAAGGAAGCAGAAUCAGAAGUCUUACAACAGCAAGCAGCCGUCUCAAAUGACACUACCAAAAAAGCUGCAUCCACAUCUACAGCAAAAUCACCGGAACUGAGAUCAAGAAAGUCAAAACGCAUUGAUUAA
Messenger RNA from Mucor velutinosus, 702 nucleotides. RefSeq lists its product as uncharacterized. Lineage: Eukaryota; Fungi; Mucoromycota; Mucoromycetes; Mucorales; Mucoraceae. Gene Ontology annotation, molecular function: disulfide oxidoreductase activity. The record is from RefSeq and is a predicted model, not a curated record. The transcript has 4 exons. Gene Ontology annotation, cellular component: endomembrane system. Bases 1 to 702 code for a protein of 233 amino acids.